Molecule: messenger RNA, 2025 nt
Organism: Fraxinus pennsylvanica
Lineage: Eukaryota; Viridiplantae; Streptophyta; Magnoliopsida; Lamiales; Oleaceae
Source: the annotation of a GenBank genome assembly
AUGAAUUCUACAAUCCCAUUUCUGGACCUUAAUCUAUAUCCUGAUCCCAGAUCAUCUCCUUCAACCACCACCUUAAUUACACCAAAAAUUGAGCCAAAACUUGAACACAUAGAUGAACCACCGCCACUUCCGCCGCCGCCAAUCACCGCCAAUUCACAAUCUGACCUCCAUCUCUCCAUCCCGUCACCGUCAACUCCGUUUCCUUCUUCUUCGUCUGAACCCGAUUUGUGCUCUGAAUUUCACCGCAUUUCCGAGCUCUUCCGCUCAUCUUUUUCCCAGGGCGUUCAGAGGCACGGCCAGCUCUCUGUUCUCCCCGAGUCGGAUCCCAAUUAUGGGGCUAUCGUCCAAGUUGCAAACAAUGACGCCCAGCUGUCGGCUGUUGUAAUUUCGCCUAGGGGAACCCGCAAGUACCCUCAGCGCUCCUCUGAGCUAGUCCGGGUUACGGAUCUUAAAGCUGAUGACCAUCGAUACUUCCGGGACCUAAUCCGGAGGUCCAGGAUGCUCUUUGACUCCCUGCGUAUAUUUUCUACCUCAGAGGAUGAUAAACACCGUGAUUAUCUGGUCCCUCAGAAGAGGACAAGGGGAGAUUUGAAGGCGGCUGCACUAAUGAGGGAUGCGGGUUUGUGGUUGAAUCGCGAUAAGAGGAUUUUGGGCGAUAUCCCUGGUAUAGCAAUUGGCGAUGUGUUCUUUUUUAGGAUGGAGUUGGUUGUUGUCGGGUUGCACGGUCAUCCUCAAGCUGGGAUUGAUUAUGUUCCGGCCAGUCAGAGCUCUAACAGAGAACCGAUAGCCACCAGCAUUAUUGUUUCUGGGGGUUAUGAGGAUGAUGAGGAUUCAGGAGAUGUGAUAAUUUAUACUGGGCAUGGUGGACAGGACAAACAUAACCGGCAGGCAAUGCACCAAAAGUUAGAAAGUGGUAACUUGGCCAUGGAGAGGAGCAUGUAUUAUGGCUUGGAGGUAAGAGUCAUUCGCGGUUUUAAGUAUGAAGGUAGUGCUAGUGGUAAGGUUUAUGUUUAUGAUGGAUUAUACAGGAUAACUGACACUUGGUUUGAUGUGGGGAAGUCAGGGUUUGGGGUUUACAAGUUCAAGCUUGUUAGGAUUGAAAAUCAGGUGGAAAUGGGAAGUAGCCUAAUGAAGUUUGCGAGAAAUCUUAGGGUACGGCCACUGGAAGUGCGUCCUAAAGGUUACGUCACACUUGAUUUAUCUAGAAAAAAGGAGAAUGUGCCGGUAUUUUUCUUUAAUGACAUUGAUGAAGAUAUUGGGCCAGUUUAUCAUGAGUAUCUUAUUACAACCAUUUUCCCAUCGUAUGUGUAUAAUUAUGGGAAUGGGGCGGGAUGUGAAUGUACUGGGGGGUGUUCGGAUAAUUGCUUUUGUUUUAAGAAAAAUGGGGGUGAGUUUGCCUAUGAUUCGAAUGGGAUUCUGGUGAGGGGAAAACCAUUGAUUUUUGAGUGUGGGCCUCAUUGUCGUUGCCCUCCUAGUUGCCGUAAUCGUGUGAGCCAAAAGGGGAUUAAGAAUCGGUUUGAAGUGUUUAGGUCUAGGGAGACACAAUGGGGAGUGAGGUCAUUGGACUUAAUCCAAGCUGGCUCUUUUAUUUGUGAGUAUGCAGGAGUUGUUCUCACUCGUGAGCAAGCCCAGAUUUUCACAAUGAAUGGUGAUAGUUUGAUUUAUCCAAGUCGUUUCGGUGACAGAUGGGCAGAGUGGGGGGAUUUAUCACAAAUAUUUUCUGACUAUGUUCGACCAUCAUAUCCACCAAUUCCUCCUUUGGAUUUUGCCAUGGAUGUAUCAAGAAUGAGGAAUGUGGCAUGUUACAUGAGCCAGAGUUCAAUUCCAAAUGUUAUGGUACAACCUGUGCUGUACGAUCACAAUAAUGUAUCUUUCCCCCACCUUAUGUUAUUUGCUACAGAGAAUAUUCCUCCUAUGAAGGAGAUUAGUCUUGAUUAUGGGGUUGCUGCUUAUUGGAACAUCAACGUGAUAAGACGUAAAAUGAUUAAGUGUGCGGGAUUCUUUUUUCCAGUUGACAUAGACUAA